CGAGGGGCCGUGUUCAUAUACACAGCUGGGCGCGUGCGUCCUCUGUGGGCUCCUUAGCCAGAACGCUCGGGCCCGCAAAAGCGGCGGGCAUUUCCGUAACCAUUUUGGCUCAAGGCUCAAGUUCAUAAUUUGGACACCGUCACUGUACUUGACCCAUUCUCCCGCUUGUUGUAAUCAGCGCGUGGGCGAUGUUCCGGACUAUGUGGCCGCAUUCGGUGGCCGCUUUAUUGUUCACCUUUGCAGUUCAGGUCGGAGCUUUGCAGACGAAGGCGACGGCUGAGUUGGAUGCGUUGUCGGAUGUGUGGAGCUUCUCCAAGCUCGUCGAUGCUGUGUACUCCGACGACAAAGUUCGCAUGCGAUAUGCACGCAAAAGUAUCAUAUCUCUUUUGUGAAACAAAUGACUUUCGCUAUGAGUUCAAGGCAACAGAUUGUAAGCCGAUAGCCAAGGCUCGCAAUGACGACAACGGCCACAACGUGCACCACGAAUUUGUGUUUGCCCUUGUGGGCAACAUUCAGAGCAAUGAGUCCUUCGACGCUUUCACUCAGUCCUACAACGCCGUACGACAUUUCCAUCCACAUAAUGCAGUCAUUGUCGUCGACAACGCGUCUCCAACUACGUUUGGUGCCCAAAUGGUGGCUUUCGUGCAAAACGAUCCUGGAACUAUAUACUUGCGGGAAGAGUCCUCCGGAUUUGAGAUUGGCGGCUACAGACGGGCAGUGACGAGUGCCCGCAAGAGGCACUGGAAGGUAGGUGGGUGGGUGUUCUUGCAGGCAACAGCCGUGCUCUUGCAACCAUUACCUUUGAAAUCCUUGCCGUGCAAAGUCACAUCUUUCUUCGAGGUGGGCGUGACCCCUCCCCCAUGCGGCCUGCCAGAGUUCAACCAGGCGGAGUACGACGCAUUCCGUCAGAGGACCGGCGGCGAAGUCAAUUUUGCAGAGAUGGGAAUGCUUGAAUUCCGACGCCUCCGACACGAAUUUCCUCUUUGGGAUCGAUACGAGAGAUUCGUGUGUACAGACGAUCCUGGCAACUCCGUGUCGUCUGCGAUGCACAGCAUGUUUAUCGCCACGGCUGAGGGUUCAUCAGGCCUGGAAGACUUGGGUUUCUUUUCCAUACGACUUGAGAAGAAGGAGGACAGUAAUUUCAUGGAAGGUUUUAAUGGAGUCUUCCUGGCUGCCCUGGACUCUGUGAAUGAUUCGUGCUUCAUCGAUACGGAGAGACUUUAUCUCGACCAUGGAAAAGGUUCAGGUACAGGCACUUCAGUCUACAAGCAGCAUGGGGAACCCAGCGGUUGGGACCAGGGAUUCUUCGCUAGCUAUCUCAGUUUCAUCAGUGCAGUCGAUGCCAAUAGGGACACGUUGGUGGAUGCUGCGGAGAUUGCAGACGCGAAGGUUCAUCGCGCAGAGCAGUUUGGCCCGGCACUUGCCAGUCUGUGCGAAAGCAUGGCAAAUGACGAUCCAUUUCAGAAGGCUGUGGGCUGCACGCCGUAGUUUCCAGGACUCGCGAUAGUGGAACGCUUGUGGUUGAUGGGAGGGCUCGGGGCUGUGACGUGCCCGAACCCUUGGACCUGCCUCGCGCCACUCUGGAGCCGUCCUGGAGCCUUUUCUGAGGCCUGGUUCGGCUUUCUUGUUGGGCUCUGCUGAGGCUGUGUUUAGGGCAGGCGCUAAUCACUGCAGCUUUCCCCGCCUUCUCCCUCUCGUCGGACCGAGAGGGGCGCGAGUGCUCAUAGAACUCGGCACCACUUUCAUCGGCUGUCUAGCAGCAUUUGGUUGAUGCUCAAGCCGCCGCCUUGGAGCCACUGCUGGUGGGUACCAUCCCCCAGGAUACUGCAACCCAAAAGAACCACCGCAGGUUGCUGGCGCCCAGCUGUGAGGCGUUCAUCUCGGGGUCUUGCGCCCCCCCAUGGUAAAAGGGUGGUAUCUUUGUGUAGGUGGCUUGUGUAUGGAAGGAUGAGACUCAAGACUGCA
Prorocentrum cordatum is the source of this 1965-nucleotide messenger RNA. The record is from the annotation of a GenBank genome assembly. NCBI's taxonomy places the organism in Eukaryota, Dinophyceae, Prorocentrales, Prorocentraceae.